Molecule: messenger RNA, 168 nt
Organism: Cinara cedri
Lineage: Eukaryota; Metazoa; Arthropoda; Insecta; Hemiptera; Aphididae
Source: the annotation of a GenBank genome assembly
AUGAAAACACAUCGCUAUGAGAAUUUGGAGGACAUUAAACGGGCUGUAACGUCGGUGUUGAAGAACCUAACUUCAGAAGACUUCCAGGAAUGCUUCUACAAAUGGGAAGAACGCUGGACCAAGUGCGUUAGACUCGGAGAAGAGUACUGUGAAGGCAUAUGUGCUUAA